Diorhabda carinulata is the source of this 2200-nucleotide messenger RNA. RefSeq names its product BTB/POZ domain-containing protein 9-like. The coding region runs from base 504 to 1910 and encodes 468 amino acids. NCBI's taxonomy places the organism in Eukaryota, Metazoa, Arthropoda, Insecta, Coleoptera, Chrysomelidae. The record is from RefSeq and is a predicted model, not a curated record. The transcript has 7 exons. Gene Ontology annotation, biological process: adult locomotory behavior; modulation of chemical synaptic transmission; circadian behavior.
UUGUUUCACCAAUAAUUUACUUCCGAAUCGGCUUUUUGAACUGGAUUUGUUUUUUAUGUUAUCAAGCUGACUGAGGUACGAAUCCAUUUUCUGAUUAAGCUAGAUUAGGUUUACUUUACCUCAGGUUAUGUUAUCUUCAUUGGCCUAUGACUAAAAAAAAGGUCUUUUUCUAUGAAAUACGAUAUUAUUAUGUUCUUAUAAUCAGGAGGAAGUGGCGUUUCGUAUACUUCAAACAGCCGAUUUUCGACACUUGGGACGACGAUAUAAGAAUUCUGCGUCCUGUAAAACGCCAAAUUAUAGUAUUUUUAUUAUGAAUCUAAGUCGGGCAGAUACAGAAGUAUUUCCUAUUUAAUUAUAAAAAAUUAUGUAUUUCACAGGUGGUAUUAGCGGCCAGGUGUGAAUAUUUCAGAGCGCUUUUUUUCGGAGGUCUUGAAGAAUCUAGUCAAAACGAAAUUACUCUACCACACGUGCCAUUUGAGGCAUUCAAACUGUUGGUAAACUAUAUGUAUACAGGUUUUAUGCCCUUAUCGAAGCUAAAAGUAGAUGUAAUGUUGGAAACGUUAGGAUUAGCAGACCAAUAUGGCUUUCCAAAUCUAGUCACUUCCAUAUCAAAUCAUUUGAAACAAUCCUUAGACAUUGAUAACGCUUCUAUAAUUUUGAAUACGGCAAAAUUAUACGAUUUAGACGAAUUAGUUCUAGAUAGCAUUCAGUUUUUGGACAGAAAUGCGUCAGCAGUCGUACUACACGAGUCGUUCAACGAUCUGUCAGAAGCUUCACUUAUAGAAAUUCUACAAAGGGAUUCAUUUUUUGCGCCAGAACUCGAUAUCUUCAAAGCAGUUUGCAAUUGGAGCCAAUUUCACGGAAUUGGCUUCGACAACAUAUUGUGGAACGUCAGAUUACCUUUGAUUGAAGAAAUAGAUUUAUUAACCACAGUGAAAGCAUCAGGUUUGAUUGAACCGUCCAAAUUGCAAGAAGUUAUAAGUGGGAGAGAAAAAACUAAAUUACUCUACAGAGGCCAACUAAUUGAAAAUGAAAACGUAGCUUCUCGUAGAUUUCGCACUGAAGUAAUCUCUGAACCACUCGAAAUGUUUUUGCUGGAUGAGGAUUAUUACGAGAAAAAAUUUUGUACAAGACAUUAUGUUAGAUGGGUCGAUUAUGAAGGCAUAAUUAUCAAGCUAGGACAACCUUCAAUUAUUAAUCAUAUUAAAUUGUUACUAUGGGAUGGAGAUACAAGGUAUUUCUAUUCCUAUUACAUUGACGUUUCAAUAGAUCAGAAAAACUGGACAAGAGUUAUCGACUACACCCAUUAUGAUUGCCGUUCUUGGCAAUAUUUAUUUUUUGAACGACAAGUUGUACAUUAUAUUAAAAUAGUGGGUACAAGUGGUACAGAUGGUUUCUUCCAUUUGAGCGGAGUGGAAGCUAUGUACAAAUCAGUCGUGCCGUCAAUGUUCAACGAUAUCAUUUGUCCAAGUUAUAAUGUAGCUACAUUAGACAAACACGCUAUUGUUAUUGAAGGUUUAAGUACGAUUCCAAAUUCCCUUAUUGAUGGUAACUGUACAAGAGACUGUUGGAAUCUUGCUUACACCUGCCACAAGAUCCGAUCUGGAGCUAUAGUCAUACAAUUAGCUCAACCCUACGUGAUUUCUAGUUUGAGAUUACAGCUAUGGGAUCUAGAUGACGAUAAUUACAGCAAAUAUUAUAUAGAAUCAUCUGUCAAUUAUGAAGAUUGGCAGAUGCUGGUUGACAACACAAAAGAGCAAUGCAAAUCUUGGCAGGAGAUUAUUUUUCCUGAAACUGUAGUAGUUUAUAUAAGGAUUGUUGGAACUUUUAAUACAGUAAAUGAGAAAUUUUACUGUGGACAUUUUGAGUGCCCGUCUAUGAAAAUAAUUGAGUCUGCAAAAAACAGAUGAAAAUCAACUGGAACAGAGGAAAAUAUUUUUAAUAUUAUUCCAAACACAGAUACUGAGUUUUAUCAAAUAAUUAGUCAAAUUUGUUGAUAAAUAAGGAUAUUAAAUCAAACCAACUCACAACGUUAGUGAUAAUGCGGAUAAUUGCUGUUGGUACAUUUUAACUUAUAAUGUUGUAAAUAAGUAAUUUAUUUAAUAAUAAUUAUAAUUGAAUUAUGAUGUAUGAUUUAAUGGAUAUCUAUUUAUUAUGCCAUUGUUAUUUGAAGAAUUCAAAAAAUCAAAUUGUACGAGAU